AGGCUUUAUUGGCUUGGGGGUUGAGAAGGAAAGAUGGAGCUAGGGCAAUUCGUGGUUGGAAGACCCAGCGAGAAAACUCUGACUUCUUGAAAGAAAAACACCUUUGGCCGACUUUAUUUGCAGAACUUUCACCGAGUGGGCAGUCUUAUCUUGAGGCUUAUGUAUUGGUUGUAUCUGCCACCCAUCACCGCCUUAUGGGUUCCCUGGCAGCAGAAACCGUUUGCCUUCACAGGUGUUCACUGUGCUAUUCACAGUACUUGACACUGAGUAGAAGUUCAUUUUACUUGGAAAUGAACCCGAAUUCCUCCACCUUUCACAUUCUAGUUCCACCACUUGUAAGGCGUUCCUUGAGGAUACUGUGCUUCACUUACCUAAUCUGCUAAAUGGAGAUGAAUAGACCAACUAAUACAUAGGUUAUCUUGCUAAGUUGAUGUAAGUUAAUAGGCGUAAAGGGUUUAGAACUUAGUGCUCAACCAAAGUGGUUUGUUAGUGAUAUUCCCCAGAGGCAUAUGCUUAUUGAGGUUUGGACUCUUGGACUGUUCUGCCUUUAAAUCUGAGAUCUCCCAUCUAUUACCUGUGUGUGAUAGGGCAAAUUCCAAACCUCUGAACCUCGAGAUCUAACUGCUUUUGUCAAGUUGGAAUAAUUGUACUCACGUAAAGCUCCCCAGCAGUUAGUUUUGACCUGAUUUUUUUCUCUUCAUUCCAACAGACUAUAGUCUAUUAAGUGAAGUGCAUCACUUAACUAAGAAUGUGCCAAAGACUGUACCAGGAGUUAGUGAUCCAAAGAUAAUAACAGUAGCUGACAACCCAGGAGUACUUUAAGAACCAUACGGCAUCCCAAAGCAAGAACCUAAGCUAUAUUCUAUAAAUAGUAAUUGUUUCUAGGCCCUCAGUUUUAUUCUCAGUAAAAUGGGAAAGAUAAUACAUAUCUCAGAUUGUGACAAGAAGUGAAUGAAAUAAAACUCGUAAAGCGUGUGAGACUGCCUGGCACAUCACAGAUGUUCAGUGCCAUGAUUUAAUUUUUUAAAUUUAAGUUGAAAAAUAAAAAAAAUGAACUAGAGAUCUAACGUUAUUACCAAUAAAAAAAAACGUUAAACUAAAGACAAACUUUUAAAUGUGGAAGAUAACUGCCUCGAAAAUCUUGGGGAGACGCCUUUGCAAAAACAUGCUAAGCCAAGCGACCCCAGAAUGUACCUGGAGUUCAGGAGGGUGCCUUUAUUCUGCCGAAAACUACAUUUCCCAGAAUGCAUCUAAACAAGACCUCGGGAAAGGAGCGCUGCGCUGCCGCAAGGGAUUAUGGAAGGCGUGGAUUCCCAGCGGGGAAAGUGAGUUUCACCUGCCAAGGGCGGGAGAAUGUUUGGAGACCGCCUUUCGCACCGACCCGGCCAGCGCUAGUGAGCGACCAAUCACCGAGCCAGCCCUCUGGAAGGUCUGAAAAGCGGCGAAUCAGAACGCAGAGGCUUCAGCCUUCACGGGCGCGCGGUAAUUUGAAUACAGUGGAGAAGACACUGGCUCCGCUGGAGAGAGGUCGCCGGCUCUGAGGUUCAGGAGUUCAGUUAAGAAGAUGUCAGCUUUUACUCCAAGAAAAAAGAAGCAGCGUUCUUUGAGCUGUGACAACCUAUUAUCAGACAUCCCAUCAAAGAAAUUAAUUUUGGACUUUGCUGAAAACGUAUUUCCAUCACCUGAUCAAAAAUACAUUUCCCAAAGCAGUGAUAACAAUGAAGAAAAGGUACUUUGCUCUCAGCAAGGCCAUUUCAUUUCAAGUCCACUCAAAACAACUGAAAAAUCCAGAUUGGCAUCUGCAAAUCAAGGUUCACCAUUUAAAUCUGCUGUGUCUACUGUAUCCUUUUACAACAAAGAUCAGUGGUAUCUGAAUCCGUUAGAAAGAAAGCUGAUAAAAGAGAGUAGAUCCAUUUGUCUAAAAACUAAUAAUGAAGAUAAAUCUUUUCCCAUUGUGACAGUCUGCUCCAAGAAGAUAAACAAAAAGCCACAAAAGUGUUUAACUUCUAAAUAUCAACCAAAACAUAAAUGUAUCAGGCCUGUAUCAAAGAAUUCUAAAAAAUCCAAGCAAAAUCGAGUGGCCUAUAAACCAGUUGUGGAGAAAGAGAAUAAUUAUUACUCAGCUCAAAAUAAUCUGAAUGCUCCUCGGGUUCUAAGCCAAAAAGUCAAACCACAAGUUACACUCCAGGGUGGAGCGGCCUUUUUUGUUAGGAAAAAGUCCUGUCUUAGAAAAUUGUCUUCAGAAAACAAGCCAUUACUGGAACUCACGCAAAAGAAUCCAUCAGAAGUGAUUGAAGAUUCUGAUGUAGAGACUGUCCGUAAAAGAAAAGGUUUUGAGAAAAGGCAAGUGCCAAAGUGCUUGUUACUAGAAAAGGAACCGAAUGUUGAACUGCUUUGUGCAAGAAGUAAAAAUGGAGAGAAAUCAAUAAAGGAUUCAUCAGGUGGAGUAGUUUCCUCAAGAGAAUGUAAACCUAAUGAAAAUAAAUGUUUUCCUUCAGAAGAUUCUCUCAGUGAAAACAAGGCGGUUUCUCCUGAUUCUGUUGUCUACCCGAUCUUCAGUGUGUCUUCAGUCAAUACAAAAAGAUCUUUAGUUGAACGGUCUUCUGUGGGAUCCAUCAUAUCUGCUAACCUCUUGAAACAGAUCAAUACACAGAAAAGUACUAAUACUAGAGAUACAAAUAAAGAAACAAAAGACCAGCUCAUCAUUGACGCAGGUCAGAAACAUUUUGGAGCCACCAUGUGUAAGUCCUGUGGCAUGAUCUACACCGCAUCCAACCCUGAGGAUGAAAUGCAACAUGUCCAGCAUCACCACAGAUUUCUGGAGGGGAUCAAAUAUACAGGCUGGAAAAAAGAACGUAUAGUAGCACAGUUUUGGGAUGGGAAAAUUUUGUUGGUCCUGCCACAUGAUCCGAGUUAUGCUAUCAGAAAGGUAGAAGAUGUCCAGGAACUUGUUGAUAAUGAAUUGGGCUUCCACCAAGUUGUUCCCAGAUGUCCAAACAAAACCAAGACUCUUCUCUUCAUAUCUGAUGAAAAGAGAGUAGUUGGGUGUUUAAUUGCAGAGCCCAUCAAACAGGCCUUCCGUGUCCUGUCCGAACCAACGGGUCCAAGCUCUAAAGAAUGUCAUCGGGCUUGGCAAUGUUCAGAUGUACCAGAACCUGCAGUCUGUGGAAUAAGUAGAAUCUGGGUCUUCAGACUGAAACGAAGAAAGCGCAUUGCAAGACGACUGGUGGAUACUCUCAGGAAUUGCUUCAUGUUUGGCUGUUUUCUCAAGACUGAUGAAAUAGCAUUUUCUGACCCAACACCAGAUGGCAAAUUAUUUGCAACCAAAUACUGCAACACCCCUAAUUUCCUUGUAUAUAAUUUUAAUAGUUAAAGCCAGUCUCUACUAUAGAACAGUUACUGUGUGGACGAUUUCAGACAGCCCCAUAUCCUAUAAUAGGAACUAUUUAAUAGAUACCAAAAUAAAAAUACUAAGACACACAUAUAUACACAUAAUCCUGUAUUAGUUUUAUUUCUUAUGAAUCAAAAAGUGAGGGAUAAAUUUGUUGAAAAGUAUCUGGGGACUCAAAAAAAGGAAAAGUCUUUGGAUAAUAUAUACUGACUAGCAUUGGAAUCCUUAAUUAUGAAACUUGAUAGCUCUAACUGGAAAAUGACAUGCCUCCUUCAUCAAAACAUUGACAAAGCAAGGUGGUUUCCACAGAAAUGUGACCAUUUCUCUCUUAUGAAGCACACUUUUGCACAGGGAUUACCUCAUGCCCCAUCAGAAGCAAAUAAAAUUUAAAGAUAGGCAAAUAAUUUCCAUGCCCAAUCUUUAAUGGUAAUUCCCAAGUUCUGUACACAAAAUUUUUAGUUUAUAGGUAUUGGCUGUAGCAACUGAGUUUCAAAAUAUUUAGAAAGUGUUUCGAAUUUUUAAUUUGUAAUAGGGCUUUCCCAUCUUUAUGGUAAAUAAAGAAUGAGCAAAAUUUCCAUAUCCUUUGAUGUAGAACAGAAUUCUGUAGCUUAAUGUUUUAAUCUUUUUGCAAAUCAUAUCAAUCAAGACAUACUUGUCAUCAGAUCCAAUUAAAAUUAACCGUAGUAAUUGCACUAUUGUCAUUUCAUUCAUUUCAGUGUGAAAAUGCUAACUGUACUAAUCUUUAGUACACUUGUUACUGGGGAUUGAUGUCAUUAACACAAUAGAUGCCCAUUUCGUUUAGAUGAUUCAUAUGGUUACAUUUUUAAUAUUUUUGCAUGUUUAAAAUACAUCUUGUUCUGAGACAUCUGGCGAAGGUGGUGACAAAAUGAAUAGUAAUAUAACUAUUACUAUUUUAUAGUAAUAUAACUGAGGUUAGUAAAUGAAUAUAUCUAGGCCGGAGAACUUGUGAUAACAUUAUGUAAAUACACCUCCAUAUGCACACAUUUUUCUAGUAUAAUUCUUGGAUACUUUCUUUGAAGAGCAAAGAAUUACUCAUAUUGUUUUGAUUCUAAAAAUCACUUAACUGCUGUCUGGUGGUAAGAUGCUAGGGAAGUAGUUUUCCAGGUUAUAACUCGGUAGAAUCUGUUCACGUGCAUUCUUUUAUUUGCCUGUAAGGUAACAUGUUUCCAAAAUUUAAAAGCCUGCAUUCCAGAAAGAAUAUGGAAGUGUUAAGAUGUAAUUUUGCAAACAUUUUAAUGCUGUUUUCUGCACUGCUGUUUUUUGUUUUAAAUAUUUUAUUUAAAAAUUUUUAUUAACAUUAUUUUGCUUGCUCAGUGCUUUUGUGAUGAAUCAAUUAAAAUUCUUCUCAAUA
Felis catus (domestic cat) is the source of this 4763-nucleotide messenger RNA. RefSeq names its product establishment of sister chromatid cohesion N-acetyltransferase 2 (gene ESCO2). Bases 1565 to 3373 code for a protein of 602 amino acids. Gene Ontology annotation, cellular component: nucleus; chromatin. NCBI's taxonomy places the organism in Eukaryota, Metazoa, Chordata, Mammalia, Carnivora, Felidae. The transcript is spliced from 11 exons. Gene Ontology annotation, molecular function: protein-lysine-acetyltransferase activity. The record is from RefSeq and is a predicted model, not a curated record. Gene Ontology annotation, biological process: mitotic sister chromatid cohesion.